AUGGAAGCCAACGUGAAUUUAGCAUUGAGGAAACUCGGAGUAAAUUUCUGUUUAAAGGACCAGCAACGAGAGACAUUAGAAUCUUUAUAUGAAGGGAAUGACUGCAUAAGCGUGUUACCCACUGGAUAUGGGAAGAGCCUUAUAUUUCAAAUGUUGCCAUGGGUUUUAAAGGCUGAAAAUGUGUCCAGGAUGGUAAUUGUCAUCUGCCCAUUGACAGCCAUAAUGCAGGAUCAAGUGAUGUCGCUGUGCAAGAAAGGCAUCAAGGCAUAUUACAUCAACAUACAGGGUACUGGCAUAUGUUGUGUUAAAAGGUCUGGUGAAGAAAGUGGCAGUGAUAGUGAUGAUCUUGUGCAACCUGAGAUUGUGAGUAUUGUUCUGGGAGAGGAUUUUAGACCAAAGUUUCAACAAAUCGGAGAAUUAACUGCCCUUUUUCCUAAUGCAGCACACCUGGCUGUUACAGCAACAGCUACACCAUCUUCUAUUGCAUUUCUGUCAAAAACAUUGCAAUAUUCUAAACCUGUUGUAAUCACUGUCAACCCUGAUAGACCAAACCUAUAUUUGGAAAUCAAAACCAGACUGCCAAAUAUACACAAGUAUGACAAGUAUGACGACAUUAUCCAACCACUAACACAGGAACUAAAAGACCUGGGGGAUAGGUAUCCAGUUACAAUUGUAUAUGUAGAAAGUUUAGAGGCCUUAGGGUAUUUCUACCAGUAUAUCAAUUACGAGUUGAAAGAUGACCAGUAUAUUGGAGAUCCCAUUCCUGAAAACAGAAUUUUUGGGCAGUACCACAAGGACUACACCACUGCAAUGAAAUUACACAUUGUAACAGAGCUGAAAAAAGAGAAACCAAAACUAAGGCUCAUCUUAGCAACAGUAGCUCUUGGCAUGGGGUUAGAUGCUCCGGGAAUCGUGAGAAUUGUACAUUGUAGACCUCCUACCACACUUGAGAAGUAUUUUCAAGAGAUUGGAAGAGCUGGAAGAAGGGGUCAAAAAGCCAUAGCAACAAUGUAUAUCAAUAACAAUGACUUAGCAAAACACAGGAAAGGUCUAUCAGAAGCAAUGGUGAAAUAUUGUAAAGGAAAUCAUGGAUGUUUUCGACUUCAGCUUCUACAGUAUUUUGGCUUUGACAAAGCAAUAUUUAAUGGGCCAAAGGAUGAAUGUUGCAGUUUCUGCAGAUCCCAAAAUAGUGAACUUGAAUAA
Messenger RNA from Ostrea edulis (European flat oyster), 1203 nucleotides. Its product is annotated as ATP-dependent DNA helicase Q1-like. Gene Ontology annotation, biological process: telomere maintenance; double-strand break repair via homologous recombination. The coding region runs from base 1 to 1203 and encodes 400 amino acids. The record is from RefSeq and is a predicted model, not a curated record. Gene Ontology annotation, cellular component: nucleus; cytoplasm; nucleoplasm. The transcript has 2 exons. NCBI's taxonomy places the organism in Eukaryota, Metazoa, Mollusca, Bivalvia, Ostreida, Ostreidae. Gene Ontology annotation, molecular function: ATP binding; 3'-5' DNA helicase activity; nucleic acid binding.